UAAGAACUAAAAAAAACAGGAUAGGAAGCUGGUGUGUAAAAAAGCAUCCACCUCUGCUGAUAAAUUUGAUCGGCAGCGUCGGCGGCCGCGAUAAAAUCGAGGCGGAGAGAGCGCGAGGCACCAAUGCGCGGCGGCGGGGGCGGAGUUUGGGAGGCGGUCGGCGGCUGCGGGUGGACGGCAGACAACGGUGCCCCUGUGCUGCAGUCUCUGGCCGAGCACCCUCCCGAGAGGACGCAGGUCAGUUUUGCACCGGCAACACGAAGGCACAGUUGGUUCGCAACCACCGGGCUAACCACCCUCAACCCUUCGUUAAAGACUGACUGCGAUGACAGUGACCAACUUCGGCAGCAUGAUGCGCCCGUGUUUUACUGGAUACCCUUUCCAAGGUCAGGGCCGAGUGAACCAGUUGGGUGGCGUGUUCAUCAACGGCCGCCCUUUGCCCAACCACAUUCGCCUCAAAAUCGUAGAAAUGGCCGCCGCCGGGGUCCGACCCUGCGUCAUUUCCCGCCAACUCAGGGUUUCCCACGGUUGCGUCUCCAAAAUCCUCAACAGAUACCAGGAGACCGGCUCCAUUCGACCUGGCGUGAUCGGCGGCAGCAAACCUCGAGUGGCCACCCCUGAUGUUGAGAGAAGGGUAGAAGAUUACCGCAGAGAGAACCCUGGCAUCUUCAGCUGGGAAAUUAGAGAUAGACUGAUCAAGGAGGGAAUUUGCGACCGCAGCAGCGCACCAUCUGUGAGCGCGAUCUCCCGCUUGCUUCGCGGCAGAGACGGUGAUGACGACAAGAAACUCGACGACGGCAAGAACAGCGAGGGCUCCGACUGCGAAUCCGAGCCGGGCAUUCCUCUGAAGCGCAAGCAGAGGCGCAGCAGGACCACCUUCACGGCGCAGCAGCUUGACGAGUUGGAAAAGGCCUUCGAGAGGACCCAGUACCCUGACAUUUACACCAGGGAAGAGCUGGCGCAGAGGACCAAACUCACCGAGGCCAGAAUCCAGGUGUGGUUCAGCAACCGUCGCGCUCGCCUCCGAAAGCAAAUGUCCAGCAGCACUGGCGGCUAUGGAACUAUGAGCCUUCCGGUGCCCUCGUACGCCUCCAGCGCCGCCGGAUCGUACAUGCUGCCCCAAACCCUUCAGACCGAAUCUCCUGUGCCCUUCUCGGUCUCAUCGCCCUCAGUGACCGAGUCGUUGUAUUCUUCUCAAAACGCUCCCAUGACCAGCAUGACCAGUCUGGGAAGCCCCGUGGAAUCAAAGCCAACACCGAUUGCUUCGUCCACAUAUUCUUCGGCCCUGACUGGUGGCGGCGGUUCCAUCAUGUCGUCCUCAUAUGCGUCGGCCUCGUUCAUCUCCUCUCAGAUGGCUCCGAGUCCGCACCAGCACUCGAACAUGACAAGCAUGAUGGGCACUGGCGCCAGUUUGGCAAGCGGCACCUCUAGCGGCGGCGGCGCCUACGGCAGCCACGGCAUGUCUCCAACGUCGGCCUCGGUGGCUUCUGUUGCUGAGGAUGGCCACUGCUGGUCACGCAACUCCCUUGUCAGCCCAACGUCCAGUUCGGGCGUCACUUCGGCCUCCGCCUUCACUCACUCGCACCUCACUGCCCCCGCUCGCCCGCAGCCCUCCUCUGCCUUCUACAGCGCCUGGUACUGAACAAAAUUCACCAGAUCUGCUGGAAAAGCUUUUCCUGAAAAGGAUGAGAGAAAACUGAUUUUGAUUAGAUAAUAAUUUAAUUUGCAAAUAGUGUAAAAUCAAUGGAUUUGAGAUGCGUAAUUUUAUAAAAAUUUUGGGCCUGUUAGAUUGAUACUGACUUGUCUUGCUGAUUAAUUAUUAGCAAAAUGCCACCAGUGCCUGCAGAUUACUCUUACAAUACUUCUGUGCCUUAUGAAUAAUGUUGCAUGCAUGUGCCUUUUUUAUGAAGCACCUAUGAUAUUAUACCUUGUAUAAAUUAUUUUAUAAGCCAUGAUAUCAAAAAAAUUUGUACAUAACAAUUGAUAUUUUGUAAAAUAAUGUUUUGAGAAACAAUGUGUUCAGCGAGAAUGCUUCUGUUUUGAGAAGCAAGAAAUUUUUGUGUAAAUUUGUGGAAGAUUUGGCAAAAUGAUAUAAAUUACCACCUUCUACUUAUAAUUUAAAGCUAUCCAGCAAAACUUGAUUAAUAUACUUAAGCUUUAUAUCACCGUAAUAGUUAAACUAUUAAGAGCGGCUUGCUUCGGUGAGAUUAAAAUAUUCUUAGUUUUUAAAUUAAAACAAAAUAUCUCUAAGCACAUCUUGCCCUGCCAGUAUUGAAUAUCACGCCUGAUUUUAAAAUUAAUCGAAAGUUCAUUCACUUGAAUUUGUGUAAUAUUUGUGUUGGUUUUAAAUGAAUAAACUGAAACU
Molecule: messenger RNA, 2365 nt
Organism: Neocloeon triangulifer
Lineage: Eukaryota; Metazoa; Arthropoda; Insecta; Ephemeroptera; Baetidae
Product: protein gooseberry-like
Exons: 8
Coding region: 326-1642 (438 amino acids)
Biological process (GO): anatomical structure development; regulation of transcription by RNA polymerase II
Molecular function (GO): RNA polymerase II cis-regulatory region sequence-specific DNA binding; DNA-binding transcription factor activity, RNA polymerase II-specific
Source: RefSeq, a predicted model, not a curated record